AUGAAUCUUAUGAGCCUCCUCCAAGAAGAGGCUAUAAUAGAGAAACCCAUAGAACAACCAAAUAAUGGAAUUUAUUACUUAGCCACUUUACUUACGAAUGUUCAGAAGGAUCUACUUGAAUUGAUUAUCGAGAUUUUCCGCCAGGAAUUGAUAACCAUUUCCAAAGUCAAACAACAGAGGAACACUAUAGACAGCCUAUUGGAUAGCAAUGGUCCAAGUACUCAAGAUAAUGAAAAUAGAAGCGUGAAUGGUAGAAAUAAUGGCGAAGGGUUUUCCCAUCUAGACAAAAUAAACUUAUUGUUUGACCAACUUAGAUUGGUUGAUAGACAUCCAUCGUUAUUAGUAGACCAUUUCAUUCCUCGAAAAUUACUUUUACUGGACGUAAACGAAAGAAUGUUGAACGUUCUGGGAAAGUUUCAAUUGUUUAACCGUAUUGUGGACUCAUUUAUUGACAGAUAUCCAUUGCAAGCGGGAGAAGACAACAUCAAUAAUGGAUAUCAUAUGUUAGUUGUUGCUCUGAGUGUGAAAGAAUUAGAGUUAAUCGAAGGAUUAAUAAUAGGUAAGAAAUUACGCUACAAAAACAUGAGUAGCGGUAAGCUUUAUGAAGAUAACAGAGAAAUGCCCAAGUUCAACCAGAAGGGGAACCAAGAUCGAAAUUUAGCUAGUGCCAGUAUCAAUAUUCAUAACCCUUCGAUCGUAGAAGGUGUUGACGACAAAAUUAGCUCGGGAGGUGGGGACAGCUUGGAUGGACACAGAAAACGUCAAAAAACGUACAAGCGCUCCAGCCAACCCUUCAAUAACGUCUUAUUUCCAACUGAAGAUUCAAAUCUUUGCCUUUUUUUGAUUACAACACAGCAACUUUAUAACUAUUCAUUUGACACAUCGAUGGAUCUUAUAGUUUCAUUUGAUGUCUCCCUUGAUGCCAAGUCUCCUAGUGUCGAUUUUCUAAGAACCUCUUCGAGUAACAGCUCGCUCAAUGGACCUAUAAUCAAGACACCAAUUGUUAUGCCAAUCCCAGGCUUAUCAAUUGAACAUUGCAUAUUGAAUAACCCACCGCCACCCACUAAUUUAUCUUUCCAUACGCAUGGUAGUAGCAGUAGAAAUGAAUUAGACAAUCCAUACGUUAAAUGGAAAUUGCAAGUAAUUAACGCCUUUGUUGUAAACAGGUUUCAACUUUAUAACCAUGAUGAUGAAGAGGAUGAUUUUUACGUGCGAUGCUAUGGAAACAAUAUGAGUAAAAUGUUUGGCUGGUUUAACAAUUGGAGCACUGUGAACUUUCCUUUGAGUACCAAUCUAGAUUCGAUGAUCAAGGAGGUGACAGGAAGAUCAUUAUCUACUUCUUUCCAUUCCAAUAUCCUUCAAUUGAGGUUGAAGGAAAAUUUUUUAUUUGAUUUUGGACCAAUUGCGAGCGAAGAAGAUUCUAAGCAAGUCAAAAUAGAAAGUGAAACCAUCUUCAAUUCAAAAACUGUUGACUACAAGUCUUUCAAAAGACAUUUCGCGAAGGUGUUAAUCGAAAGAGUUGCAACCAUUGAUAGUUCAAUCAAGGACAAGUUUAAUCUCACCAUAGAAAAUCUUAGACAGAGGGAGACAAAAAUCCAACAGGAGAUUGAUCAGGAUAACAUACAAAUUGGAGAAAGAUAUAAAGAGCUUCAAAAGUGCAAUGAAGAAGCAUUGUCUAGCGAAAAGAAGGUUGUGAAGGUGGAUGGCGACUAUAAUAAAUUGUCCAAUAAAGAAAGUAUUCUUCAGUCAAGAAUUUCUCAUUUGAAGGAGAUUUUAAUGAUUAAGGUGGACAAAGCAGAGGAGACUCCAGUCACUUUAUCUCUUGCAGCUGAGCCAUCAGUAGAUAUUUUGAUCAAUUCGCAAUUUGCAACCAUCGAUGAACUUCGCUCCAAAUUGGGUUCAGUUAACGAGGAGCUAUCGAAGCUAAACGAAGAGAAUGAAAAAGUCCGUAAACUCUACCAGGAUAGUUCCAGUGCUGCGGUACAAGAGUCUUGGAAGCUUGACAAACUUAAAGAAGUGAACAGCAAAUACAAACAAAAAUUAAAUGGACCAGGAAGUAAGGUAUUACCAGAUUUGUUAAGAAAAGAUGAACUUAUAGGCUACGAAUUUGAAUUAAGCAAGUUGAAGAAAGAGAAUGAGUUUAUUGAGGCUCUAUUGUCUGAAAAGUUGAACAAGAUCAUCAAAGAGAGACAAACUACCAUGGAAAGUACUGGAGCUGGUUCCAGCAGUAGAGGUGCAAGACUAAGUAGAGCAUCUACGCCAUUCUAA
Messenger RNA from Dujonia railenensis, 2268 nucleotides. NCBI's taxonomy places the organism in Eukaryota, Fungi, Ascomycota, Pichiomycetes, Serinales, Debaryomycetaceae. The record is from the annotation of a GenBank genome assembly.